Messenger RNA from Linum tenue, 3666 nucleotides. NCBI's taxonomy places the organism in Eukaryota, Viridiplantae, Streptophyta, Magnoliopsida, Malpighiales, Linaceae. The record is from the annotation of a GenBank genome assembly.
AUGGAACCAAUCGCUUCUUCUUCUUCUUCUUCUUCUUCUUCUACCUGUUCUACCCUGCCGUCUCUUCUUCCGGCACGAGAGUACGAGGUUUUCCUGAGCUUCAGGGGAUUCGACGUUCGCAAUACCUUUUCCGAUCAUCUCUACGCCUCUCUGUCGCGUUCCAAAAUCCGCGCGUUCAGGGACGAGGAAGAACUCCCCAAAGGGGAAGAGAUCUCCCCUUCCCUCAUCAGGGCGAUCGGCGAAUCGAAGAUUUACAUCCCAAUUUUCUCGGAAAACUACGCUUCCAGCAAAUGGUGCCUUCAAGAAUUGGCACAAAUGGUGGAAUGCUGCAAGCGAGAGAAAGGGCACCUGUUUCUCCCCAUUUUCUACCUCGUGGAUCCUCGAGACGUGCGGCAUCAACAGGGUCCGUACGAGCAGGCGUUCGAGCAACACGCUCAGAAGCAUAGCUCGCAUACCGUACAGGGAUGGAAGGAAGCCCUCCAAGUUGUCGGCAAAAUGAAAGGAUGGCACGUCACGGAAUCGAACGGACAGGGGGUUGUGAUAAACGAGGUCCUCUCCAAAAUCGAGUUACAUUUGAGAAGGAUUUAUAGGUUGGUGACGGACGAGUUAGUGGGUAUUGAUACUCAUGUGGAAGAAGUGGUGAAGCUGUUGAACUUAGGGUCGAACAACCCAAAAGUCAUUGGCAUUCAUGGAAUGGGUGGUAUAGGUAAAACCACGCUAUCCAAGGCGGUUUAUAACAAGAUUUCUGCACAGUUUGAUCGAUGUUGUUUUUUAGAAGGGGUAAAGGAAACAUUGACAAGAAAUGACGGAGUUAUAUCUUUGCAGAAUAAGAUUAUCUCCAGUAUUUUGAGGCAGGAUUAUCAAGUUGAAAAUAUGAGUGAGGGUAUCAAUGUGAUAAAGGAGAGAGUUUGUAAGCACAAACUUAUUCUUGUUCUUGACGACGUAGAUGAUAAGUUUGAAUUUGAUCAGAUUUUAGGAAAAUUGAGAGAUUUUUCCUUAGAAAGUAGAUUCAUUUUCACAACAAGAAACAAGAGGGUUCUAGAUUUCUUUGUUGGAUGUAAAAUCUAUGAAGUGGGAGAAAUGAGUCCUCAUUAUUCCCUUAAACUUUUUAGCAAACAUGCUUUUAGGACAGAUCAUCCUCCGAAGGAGGACGCAGUGAUAAGUAAGGAAUUUGUAAAAGUAGCUGCUGGGCUUCCUUUAGCUCUGAAGGUUAUGGGAUCACUUUUAUUUCACAGAGAGAGAAGGUUUUGGGAAGAUAAACUGAAACAGUUCAAAGGCAUACUCUCUCUUGAAAGUGAAGUGUCGAAGAUAAUGAAGAUAAGUUACGACGAGUUGACUCCCACCGAGAAACAGAUCUUUCUCGACAUCGCUUGUCUUUUUAUUGGAUCAAAGAAAGAGGCGCUCUACAACAUGUGGAAUGCCUGCAGUUUUCAUCCAGAGAGUGGAAUUAACACUCUCGUCGAUAGAUCAUUGAUGAAACUCGAUGAAGACAAUCGGUUUUGGAUGCAUGAUCAUAUCAGAGAUCUUGGGAGAGCUAUCGUGCAAGAGGAAGACAUUCGACAUCCACACAGACGCAGCAGAAUAUGGUCCGAGAAAGAUGCGAUGGACUUGUUGAGAAACAACGAGGUAAACAAUCGGGCAGAGGUUCUUAUGGUGGAUAUGCUGCGGUGGAAAAAUGAAGUUCUGACAGAGAACGAGUUCAAGAAACUACACUGGUUGAGGUAUCUGGAAGUGCGCAAAAGAAGCUUGACGGGCGAUUUCAGCAAGAUUCUUCCAAAUCUAUGCAUGCUCCGACUGUACGUUUGCGACUCGACUCCCGCCAAUCUCAACAUGAAGAAACUGGUCGUUCUCGAUCUCGAGAGUUGCGGGGUGGAAGACAACUGGAGAGGAUGGAAGGAAAUGCAGUUGGCACAAAAGCUAGCAGUCAUAAAUCUUCGAGAUUGCCAGGAGUUGACAAGAGCACCCGACCUGUCGCAAUGUGUCAGCCUGGAGUCGAUCAACAUCGAGGGAUGUUCCGCGAUGAAAGGAGCUCUGCACAUCGGCAAUUUCAAGAACCUGAAAACCCUGAAGCUCGUCGGGACCCAAAUCACCGAGCUGACAGGUGACAUCCGAAUGCUUCAAAAACUGGAGGAGAUCGACGCUCGUCAUACGGAUCUGAGAGGGCUACCCGCCGGAAUUGACAGUUUGACCUCUCUCAAAACCCUGAACCUGGCGUCAGAGGACGAGGUUACGCCUCACAGUAUGAAAGUGGGUAGACUUCCCACAAGUUUGAAGAGGUUAUCCAUCUCGUCUCGCGGCGAGAUUCCGAACCUUUUAGAGCUCAAGGAGUUGGAGUCCUUGAGUUUUUCCCGUUGUUAUCAUCUUCAGAUUCCUGAAGACAUUGGGGAGCUGGUCAAUUUGAAGGAAUUGAUUGUAUGGAGAUCCCCAUUGGAUGCUCUGUUUCCGCUGAAAGCCCUGCCAUCGUCUUUAACCACUUUAGCUGUUGUGGAUUGCGGCAAAUUGUGGAGACUUCCCAGUCUGGCAAAUCUGAACAAAUUGACGGCUCUCAAUCUCAAACAGUUGGGGGCAUGGGAGAUUCGCGGGCUGGGAGAGCUGAGAGCGUUGAAGACCAUGGAGAUCACCGACGCGCCGAAUCUGAACAAGCUCGACGGCCUCGAAACUCUGUUCCACCUCACACACUUGAAGCUGGAAGGCUGUGGCAGCCUGGCAAAAUUGCCCAGUCUGGCAAACCUGAUCAAGCUGCAGAGGCUCGAGAUCAUCAAUUGCGGACAGCUGAAGGACAAGGUUACAGGGCUGGAGAGAUUGGUGUCGCUGGAACACCUGAGCUUCGAAGGUUGCACAUCGAUUCGAAAGCUUCCCACGGAUAUGUCCAAGUUAAGAAAACUCGAGCACUUGAAUGUUCGCCGCUGCACGAAAUUGAUGGAGGCCACAGGGAUCGAGGGACUGGAGUCGUUGCGGUUGCUGGACAUGUCCGGUUGUAGCUCGAUAACAAAGUUGGGGGAUCUUUCGGGGCUCAAGAAUUUGGUGGAACUGCACAUGAAGAAAUGCACGAAGCUGACCCGUGUCACGGGGAUCGAUCGACUGGAGACGUUACGAGCACUAAAAAUGUCGGGCUGCAGGUCGAUCAAGCAGUUGGGGGAUCUAUCGGGCCUCGAGAAUCUGCACACACUGGACAUCAGCGGAUGCAUCGAGCUGACCGAGGUGAAAGGGAUCGAGCGGUUGCCAUCGCUAGAAUAUCUAUGGAUGUCCGAUUGCAGGUCGAUCAAGGAGCUGGGCAACCUCUCGGGACUGAGGAAAUUGAGGCAGUUUCACAUCAGGGGAUGCACAGAGCUGACCGAGGUGAAAGGGCUCGAGCGGUUGCAGUCGUUGGAGUAUCUGUGGAUGUCGGAUUGCAGGUCGAUCAAGGAGUUGGGUGAUCUUUCUCGUAUGAAAAAGCUGAGGGAGUUUGAUAUCAGGGGAUGCACGCAGCUAGCUCAGGUGAAGGGAUUGGAAGAGCUGAAGUGGCUAUGGGACCCGCGAAUGGACAAGAGGUUGAAGGUGAAGUAUCUGUGGGAAAGAUAUGGGGAGCGACAGGUGAACCGGGUCGUGAGAUUUGCACAUGAGAAGCACUUAAGGAGGAGGCACAGUCGCAAUGGCGCUCAACCCCUCAGCCCAGGAAAGACUUAG